Kwoniella botswanensis is the source of this 3240-nucleotide messenger RNA. RefSeq lists its product as uncharacterized. Gene Ontology annotation, molecular function: MAP kinase scaffold activity. Lineage: Eukaryota; Fungi; Basidiomycota; Tremellomycetes; Tremellales; Cryptococcaceae. The transcript has 8 exons. The coding region runs from base 1 to 3240 and encodes 1079 amino acids. The record is from RefSeq and is a predicted model, not a curated record. Gene Ontology annotation, cellular component: cell cortex of growing cell tip; actomyosin contractile ring.
AUGGCAUCGCGUUUCGGUCAACCAUCUUAUUCCACCUCUCCCCCUCCUACGACAGCCUCGUCGGUAGGGUACUCGCAAUAUGGUCAAUCGGCAUUUGGUGGAGCACCAAGCAGACAACCGUCCACUUCGUCUUCGGGGUAUCAACCUCAGGCUAGAGUCGGUAACGGAAGUACCUCGAGGAGUAUGACGGGCGGUAGUGCCAGUGGUGGUCUGAGACCACCAGGAGGAGGUGGGGGAGGAGGCAGUAGUAGUGAUAGGAAAGCAGAAAGUCGGGAGAUAGCGAGAGUACAUUGGAAAGCUUUAAAAGAGUUUCUGGCCACUUGGAUAGAGAAAGAAUCUCCCACUUCGCGGGCAUCUGCGAGAGAGAAACUCACUCGUCUGACGAAAUUACAAUUCCAGGAAUUAUCGACGGAUGUAUAUGAUGAGUUGAUGAGACGAAUAGCGGUGGACAAUGGAGAACCAGAAGGGAAUGUACCGUUCCUCCCAGUCAGAGAAGAUUUCCACCCCAAACGUAAUCAAGCUAGACAGAAGCUCGCUACCUUACCCAAGAAUAGAUUCAAGGAUUUAGCGAGUGAUGUGUUUUAUGAAUUGAAGAGGAGAUACCCAGAAUUUGAGGAAGAUGAACGUCGAUACGAUGAACCGCCUCCUGCACCUGGACCCACCCGACCACCUUUCUCACACCAGCACUCUUCCUCCCAAUCCCUUCGAGAUCGUACGAACCCCACUCCUCCACCUGGCGCGCUCAACGCCCGACUCGUAUCGUCUGGUUCUCAGCAUCAGCGACAGGGUUCCCGAGGUAUGUCGCAGGGUAGUCAUCGCUCGAGACCAAGUAGGGAUCAAGAUACGGAGAUACUGGAUGAAGGACGAUCGAGAGGACCGCAGGCGAAUCCUUUGGGAACGACUAGUGAUGUGGUUGUACCUAACAAAUCGAGAUUAAGAGAAGAGGAGAUCGAGGUGCCCUAUGCUAGAGAUAGUCAGAUGAUGGAUCAGCGUAGAAGUAGGACAUCCUCUAGACCUGCUAGUAGAAGUAGCGCAGGGAGGGAGAGUAGGACAUCUUUCAAUGAUAAUAACGAUAGAGAAAGGGAAAGAGAGAAAACACCUAGACAAGAAAACGAAUUAAUGUCGCCUGCCUCUGCCGACGAUAGAGUCUACUAUGAUAGGUUGUCGUUCUCGUCGAAUGUGACGAAUAAAUCGAAACUGGUAGCUGCGCAGAAUGGAUGGGAUGAAGAGAGAGAACAGAAAUUGAGGGCGGAAUAUGAGUUUAGAAUUGCAGGAUUGGACAGGAAAGUGGUCAAUGCUGAGAGGGAGAGAGAUGAGGCGAGGAGAGCAGAAGCCUCGGAGAGAGAAAGGAGGUUAGAAUGGGAAGAGGAAGUAAGAGGUCUAAAAGAGCGAGCUGCCACUCACGCUUCGUCGUUACGGUCGUUGCAACAUGAGUUGGAUCUUGCUAAAGAUGCGGUGGAAGCUGCGAAACAACGAGCGGACCAGGCUUCUCGUACGGCCGAAGAGGAAAUAGCACAAUGGCGAGAUCGGUAUGAUUCACUUGAGGAUGAAUAUAGGAGAUUGGAAGAUGACAAAGCAAAUAUGCAAGGCAAUACGGGAGGUCCAGAGUCUCGUCAAGCUGUCGCGGAGCUCAAGAUGGAACUGCAUACCCUUGUCGACGAACUCAAUGCGCUCUCGAUGAGAAAUGACGAACUUAUGUCAGAAAGGGAACAAGACGCAAUGGGGAUUCAUAAGAUGGAAGCUAAGGUUGAGGAGUACAAGAGGAAAUAUGAUGCUGUCAGGAUUGAACUGCGUAACCUGAAAGCGACAUCGACCAUGUUCGUGUCCAAACCUCUCACCGAUGAUCAUCUUCCUGCGUCCGCCGAUGGCAACAUCGCAGAUACCAGUGUUUCCGCCUUCCAGACCGCUAUUGAUGGUUUAUUGCAAGCUGCAAGGUCAUCACAGCCGACUGGUGUCCUCCCAGCUAUGAAAGCUAUAGUAGAAGCUAUAACAGAGAUCGGAGAGGAUGUGAAAGCGUUUGAAGCUCACCCCAACCUGGAUGUGGAUGUCUCUCGAUUGGAAUCACUAAAGUACGAAUCGACGAAUCGACUGAACGCUUUGAUGCAGGCGGCUCGAAAUCAUGCAAUGGCUUCCGGACUUUCACCCGUCUCGUUACUGGACGCUGCGGCUGGACAUCUCAGUACCAACGUUGUGGAAAUCAUCAAAUUGCUGAAGAUACGGCGAUCUGGUCAGAACAGAGAGAUGAGUAGACGAAGAAGUUCGAUGAGCAUCAAAGAUAUGGUGAAUCGUGAUCAGAGAGAAAAGGAAUUGAAGGCUGUCAAUGGGAGUUGGGACAGGGAGUAUGGUAGUCAAGAUAGGUUGUCCGAACAGGCUAGAUCGAGUCCUGUGCAGAACCCACCAGUGAUGGUCCGACGGCCAUCCAACGACCAAGCAUCGCUGAGAACGGGUACGCCCCUUGAACAAAGAUUGAACGGAAGUCAUCCUGCGCCUUCAUCGCUCUCAGCUGGAACUGAUCGUCCUGCAGCACUGAGAAUAAACAGUUUCCAAUCUACUUCGUCGAUGGCCCGAUCCGACUCGUUUGACCUGGAAAGGAAAUCUUCGAUGAUGUCUGAUAGCAAUGGAAAUCCCGCUGGACAAGGACAAGGUCAAAGACCAUUGGUGGAACCUAGGUCAGGGUCAGGUUUUGGAAUGAAUCCGAAUACAGGUGGUGGAAGGGAGAGUAUGAACUCGCAACAGACUCAGAGUAGUGCGGGACCAGGAGGAUUUGCAAGAGAACAGAGUGUGGAAGAGAUCAAUGAGGUUGAGGAACCGCAGCAGUACCAUGAUGAUGGAGUGGAUGAUGCGAGGGAAUGGGAGGAUUUGAAACCAUACCUCAAUACCCAAUCCUCAGCAUUGGUCAACGCCAUCCAAAAUCUCCUUGCGGCCAUUCGUACCAACUCGUCCCCUUCGGCUCUAAACGAACACCUAUCGGAAGUUAUCGCGAUCGCCUCGUCCAUCGUAGCUGUAUCUACCAACGCCUUACCCAACUCACUCCGAGGCGAAGGAGAUGCCCUCUUGAAGGAUCUGGUCAGUAAUACGAAUAAACUUUCGGAAGCUCAGGAAUCCGCUAGUGCCACGAGUACGACUGGUAAUGGAGGAGCUGGUGGGUUUGAGAAGACGGUCAGACAGCAGAUCGCCAGUGCCAGUUUUGGGGUGGCAAAGAGUCUGAAAGCUUUGAUGAAACUUGGUGGAGCCGAGUGA